AUGUCAACGCCACCUUCACUUCCGCCAAAAACACCAGAAUAUGGUACUUCCAAUGCACAGCAGGAUGCUUCACCUCAACCAACUCCUCAACCUAUCGCUAGAAUAGAAGUCUCAGAAGACAUUAGAUCACUACCCACAGAUCAAUUGCUAAGGUUAAUGGAAUCCAUUGACAUUCUCAAGGGGUAUUUGAUACAACUGAGUGAAAAAGAGUUGAAUCAAAGUGCAAGCGAACUAGAUACAAUAAUAGGUGAUAUUGAUCAUUUCAUAAAAUCAUUGUCACAACUACAAACAUCUAAAGAUGCUUUGAACAAGCAACUUUCUGAAUUGCAAAGGCUAGUAGAGGAGUGGGAAAGUAAAGAAGUGGCAAUGUAUGCCUCUUUGAAAAAAUUUGGCCCUGAAAACAUAUACUCGUUGUUAAGUAGCAGUAACACGAUGAGUCUUCAAUUCAAAGUUUCAUCAAGUCUUAUAGAAAUGAACGGAAAUUGUACUACCUAA
Hansenula anomala is the source of this 495-nucleotide messenger RNA. RefSeq lists its product as uncharacterized. The record is from RefSeq and is a predicted model, not a curated record. NCBI's taxonomy places the organism in Eukaryota, Fungi, Ascomycota, Saccharomycetes, Phaffomycetales, Wickerhamomycetaceae. Bases 1 to 495 code for a protein of 164 amino acids. The transcript has 2 exons.